Girardinichthys multiradiatus is the source of this 1728-nucleotide messenger RNA. RefSeq names its product centrosomal protein 43 (gene cep43). NCBI's taxonomy places the organism in Eukaryota, Metazoa, Chordata, Actinopteri, Cyprinodontiformes, Goodeidae. The record is from RefSeq and is a predicted model, not a curated record. Gene Ontology annotation, molecular function: protein binding; calcium ion binding. Gene Ontology annotation, biological process: microtubule anchoring. Gene Ontology annotation, cellular component: centrosome. The transcript is spliced from 21 exons. Bases 93 to 1649 code for a protein of 518 amino acids.
AACAGGGGAAGAAGCAGCUUCAGCAGCACUUCCGUAUAGUUUGUUUUGGUCUGUUGUCUUGACUGCAGCAGUUAGCUUAGAUCCAGUUGAAAAUGUCGGCUGCCGAAGACGACACCGAGCUGAGGGAUCUACUGAUCCAGAACCUGGAGAACUGCGGAGUUCUUAACAAGCUAAAGGCAGAGAUGAGGGCAGCAGUUUUUCUGGCCAUGGAGGACCAGGACAGACAGGAGAACAAAACUCCACUCAUCAAUGAAAACCUGAAGAAAUGCCUCAACACCAAAGACGGACGCCUGAUGGCCAGUCUGAUCAUGGACUUCCUGCAGGUGUUCAACCUGGACUUCAGCCUCGCCGUGUUCCAGCCGGAGAUCAACUCGCUGAACGGUCUGGACAGCCGGGAUCUGGUCUGCAGAGAGCUAGGUCUGUCGGACUCGGAGCUGAACAGGAAUUCGCCGGUGCUCCUGGAGCUCGUCCGGAGGGGCCGACAAACAGACAACCCUGCCGUCCACUCUAAGGGAGACAGAGGUGGACAUGUCCUCAAGGAACUCUCUCAGAAACAGAUCGGACACGCUCGGAAGACAUUUGACUUUCAUGAUAAGGAUCUCAGCGGCUCAGUCAGAAAAGAAGAUCUGAAGUCGGUCUUCAAGGAUCUGCUGCCCGGCCUGGACAAGAACAUGUUGGAGAGGUUUGUCGAUGAUGAGCUAAGAGCUGCAGACAACACAGAGAUUGACUUCCAGUCCUUCCUGGCGAUGUACAAACGCCUCUUCACUCAGUGCAGAAGUGUGGUUGUUCCGGACUCGAACGAGAGUCGACAUCAGACCCAGAAUCUUGAAGACAAACCAGGCUCUCCGCCUGUCAGUAAGAUCCCCAGAUACAAAGGUCAGAAGAGCCAGACAGCAGCUAAGGAAUCAGAGAGGGUACUUUCCCCGCUGAAAAGAGACUUGCAGCAGCAGGACCGCUCCUCUGUAGCUGUGAAGAGGGAGCAUCUGGACCUGGAGCUGGAUGCAGAAGAGGACCACGAUGAAGGAGACUCCUUCUUCGACGACCCGUUGCCCAAACCUCAGAAGACUUAUGGAUGCUCUCUAAACGGAGAAAAGGACUCAUCAGAGAGGACGAACAGUCCAAAGGACGUUGUCCCCUCGAGGCAGGAGAGUCUGUCUGGGCCGCCCAUCUCCCCGAUGAGACGAGGGCGAAGCCACAGCGAUCUCUCGGUCCUGGCUGGAGACCCGGAGCUGGAGCGAGACGAUCCCGUCUCAGAUCCCGGCUCGCAGCACAGGAAAAUGGAGACGUCCGGAACCAGAGAGAGUCCUGUGGGAUCUGUGUGUGAACCACCGAGACCAGGAGGAGGAAGCAGCGGGUCAGAGCCGAGCCACAGCAGGAACGGAGCCAAAAACUCAAGAGAGAAGAACUUCAAAGCUCCGAGUGGCAGAAUUGGAUCUCUGCAUUUGGAUGAAGAUGUGGAAUACGACGAUGACUUCAACAGCCACCGGUCUGACCUUUCUAACGGCGAGCUGAGCAUCGGCGAGGAGAUCGAGGAGGUCUCCAUCGAGGGUCCAGAGAACAGCGACAAGUUUGAUGAAACCACGCAGGACCUGAGCGUCUCUCACAUCAGUCAGAGUCAUGACGCCGACUACAUGGAGGACGUGUCCUGAAGCUCCCAUCAUGCACCUCUUUGUUUCUGGAUAUUUAAAUCUGUACAGUUUGAUUAAAUCAAUCAAUGGGUUUGUUUUA